AUGGAAGUGGGAAAUCGCACCAUCCUGACUGAAUUCAUCUUGGUGGGCUUCUCAGCAGACCCCCGGUGGCAGCUGAUUUUAUUUGGAAUAUUUCUGACACUCUAUUUGGUAACUUUGUCAGGGAACAUGACCUUGGUUAUCUUAAUCCGGAUUGAUUCCCACUUGCAUUCACCCAUGUACUUUUUCAUCGGCAAUCUGUCGUUUUUGGAUUUCUGGUAUACCUCUGUGUAUACCCCCAAAAUCCUGGCCAAUUGUGUGUCAGAAGAUAAGCGCAUUUCCUUGGCUGGCUGUGGGGCUCAGUUGUUCUUUUCCUGUGUUGUCGCCUACACUGAGUGCUAUCUCCUGGCAGCCAUGGCCUAUGACCGCCAUGUGGCAAUUUGUAGCCCAUUGCUUUAUGCAGGUACCAUGUCCACUUCUCUCUGCACUGGGCUUGUUGCUGGCUCUUACAUAGGGGGAUUUAUGAAUGCCAUAGCCCACACUGCCAACACAUUCCGCCUGCGCUUCUGUGGUAAAAAUAUCAUUGAUCACUUUUUCUGUGAUGCACCACCACUGGUAAAAAUGUCUUGUACAGACACCAAGGUCUAUGAAAAAGUGCUCCUGGGCGUGGUAGGCUUCACAGUCCUCUCCAGCAUCCUUGUCAUCGUGAUCUCCUAUUUAAAUAUCCUCCUGGCUAUCCUGAGGAUCCGCUCAGCGUCAGGAAGGCGCAAGGCUUUCUCCACCUGUGCUUCCCACCUCAUCUCGGUCAUGCUCUUCUAUGGAUCCUUGCUCUUUAUGUAUUCAAGGCCUAGCUCCACCUACUCCCUAGAGAAAGACAAAGUGGCCGCCUUGUUCUACACUGUGGUCAACCCACUGCUCAACCCUCUCAUCUAUAGCCUGAGAAACAAAGAUGUCAAAGAGGCCUUCAGGAAAGCGACACAGACCAUACGACCGCAAACAUGA
Molecule: messenger RNA, 939 nt
Organism: Lemur catta (Ring-tailed lemur)
Lineage: Eukaryota; Metazoa; Chordata; Mammalia; Primates; Lemuridae
Product: olfactory receptor 9G4
Exons: 1
Coding region: 1-939 (312 amino acids)
Biological process (GO): G protein-coupled receptor signaling pathway; sensory perception of smell
Cellular component (GO): membrane
Molecular function (GO): olfactory receptor activity; odorant binding; G protein-coupled receptor activity
Source: RefSeq, a predicted model, not a curated record